Linum tenue is the source of this 1887-nucleotide messenger RNA. Lineage: Eukaryota; Viridiplantae; Streptophyta; Magnoliopsida; Malpighiales; Linaceae. The record is from the annotation of a GenBank genome assembly.
AGAAAACCAACCCAAAACACUUUGGAUUCCGACAAAGCAAACUCACCCGUCAUCUCUCUGCAGUUUUUCUUUGACUCCCUCAAUAUAUAACGCCUUCCCUUUUCCCCCCUUUCCCUUUCUCUAGCCCAAAGCAAAGCCAUCUCGCGCUUCGUCCUUCAUUCCAAUCCCAUCUCUCUUUUCCAAUUUUAGGGUUCUCCCUCAUUCCCAAAACCCCCAGUCUCCUCUCUCCUUCAUCUCUCACCUCUUCAAUGGCUGCCUGUGACCUCCCAAUCAUGUCAAUUGCUGGGCCUUCUCCAGCUUCUAAAGUUAUGGACGACAGUUAUGAAGAAUCCUGCAGCAUCUGCCUCGAGCCUUUCACUGUGCAAGACCCCGCCACUGUGACCAAUUGCAAGCAUGAGUACCAUCUGCAGUGCAUUCUCGAUUGGUGCCAGAGAAGCAAAGAAUGCCCAAUUUGUUGGCAGCUCCUUUCCCUGAAAGAACAAUCCAGUCAAGAGUUGUUAGCUGCUGUUGCGGCCGAGAGGCAUUCGAGGUUAACGAUCCUAUCUCGUCCUGCAUCCGCCACCAGACCUUAUCUCUUUGACAAUUUUGAUGUAGAACAGGACUCCUACUCAGAUGAUUCGGACUUUGACGAGCGUAUAGGGCAGCAUCUUGCUGCAGCUGUGUACAGAGCUCGCCAGUUCCAGAGGAGGGAGAAUAGGUCCCCACCUCGACUCGGUACUUCCAGGGUGUUCGUCUUUGAACCCCAUGCGGUUGAUUUCAGGAAUGAUCAGCAAAUUUCAUCUGGUGGCCUCAGUUUGAGUCCUGCCUCAUCUGGAAGUGCUUCACCAACUUCUCCCAUACCGUCACUUACCCACCUCAGGAACUCCGAGGACGCGAUUUCCUAUGAUCGCCCCAAUGGCCUGUUCAGGACUGGGAUUCUCUUCGGACAGUCACAAUCCGAAAGCCCCGACGAGCCAGGUUCUUCGAGGAUUGUGUCAUUGUCUGACUCCAUCAAAUCCAAAUGGGUUGCUGCUUCAUCCAAAUACAAGGAAUCGAUCACGAAGGGCACUCAAGGUAUAAAGGAAAAGUUGCUUGCACGUAACAACUCGGUUAAAGAACUGAGCAAAGGAGUCCAGCGAGAAAUGAGUGCCGGAAUUGCAGGCGUUGCAAGAAUGGUGGAAAGAUUAGAGCUUUCCUCCUCGAAACGCAGCAGCCCAGCUGGUUCCGGGGAAACCGGCUCAAGUUUCUGCUUCAAGGGGAAAAAUGUGGAGGACAAUUCUCUUGCUAGAGCUCUCCAGAAAGACGAGGCAAUGGAGGAGAUCAGCCUCGGUGGCCACCGCCCUUCCACACCUGUCCCUUGCCAUUCAAAAGUUUCUCAUCUCCAGAUGGGUCAUUGAUUGUUGCAGUUGAGUGCAAUCCGCCAUUUUCAAGAGUCUUUCAACAACCGUGUGCUUUCUUUCUGAAGAAAUGGAUGCUAGAGAAGAGCAAAUAUGCAAGUGACGGCUUUUCGAAGAUUGAAGAAAACCAAUUCCCUUGAUGGGUCUUUGCGUCCUGCAUUUUUUUGCCAUAACCGAUUAGCCUCUUGAGCGAGCAUUUACGAGCCUUCUACUGAUCUCCAAGACUCUCCCAUUACGGAGGAUCCGGUGAUAAGUUUCGAACUUUGGAACAACUUACCUGUAAACUAGCCUCCGAGGCUAAUCCUUAAUUUAAGUAUAUUAUAAUUUCGUGUUGGAUUCUGAGUAUUGAUCAAUGUUACAGGCAUGUAUAAGAAAGGAGAAAAAACAAAGGGAAGCUUUCUUUUUCUGCAUCGAGAGAAGAGUUGGUGUUACAAAGGCUUUUAUUUCCCAACUCUCCUAACUAUGAGUGUAAUGCCAUGUACUGCAAUAACCUGAAGUGAAAUAUGCCAAU